AUGGACGAUCGCACUAAGGGCCUGGUGCUGGCGGUGGCGUCGAGCGUGUUCAUCGGCGGCAGCUUCAUUGUCAAGAAGAAGGCCCUCCGCAUGUCCGCCGUCUCGGGCAUCAGAGCCGGUGCGUGGGACGGCCGCCGGGUGGGAGGGGACGAGCGGUGGGUGGGACGGGUGGUCGGUGGGACGGGUGGUGGGUGGGACGGGUGGUCGGUGGGACGGGUGGUCGGUGGGACGGGUGGUCGGUGGGACGGGUGGUCGGUGGGACGGGUGGUGGUUGAUGGAGCUGGUGGGUUGAGUUCCCUGCCUCCUCUCACAACCCCGUCGCCGCUCACCCCAUUCCACCUCCUCCCACCGCUCUUGCUCUCUGCUUCCCACCAUCAUCCCUCACAUGCCCCUCGCAUGCGCCCCUCGCCUGCACCCCUCGCCUGCACCCCUCGCCUGCGCCCCUCGCGUGCACCCCUCGCGUGCACCCCUCGCAUGCACCCCUCGCGUGCACCCCUCGCAUGCACCCCUCGCGUGCACCCCUCGCGUGCACCCCUCGCGUGCACCCCUCGCGUGCACCCCUCACGUGCACCCCUCGCGUGCACCCCUCGCAUGCACCACUCGCAUGCACCCCUCGCGUGCACCCCUCGCAUGCACCCCUCGCAUGCACCCCUCGCGUGCACCCCUCGCAUGUACCCCUCGCGUGCGCCCCUCGCUGCGCCCCUCGCGUGCACCCCUCGCGUGCGCCCCUCGCGCGCACCCCUCGCUUGCACCCGUCACAUGCGCCCCUCGCGUGCACCCCUCGCGUGCACCCCUCGCAUGCACCCCUCGCGUGCACCCCUCGCGUGCGCCCCUCGCCUGCACCCUCGCGUGCACCCCUCGCAUGCACCCCUCGCGUGCACCCCUCGCGUGCACACCUCGCGUGCACCCCUCGCAUGCGCCCCUCGCGUGCACCCCUCGCGUGCACCCCUCGCGUGCACCCCUCGCGUGCACCCCUCGCGUGCACCCCUCGCAUGCACCCCUCGCGUGCACCCCUCGCGUGCACCCCUCGCGUGCACCCCUCGCGUGCGCCCCUCGCGUGCACCCCUCGCGUGCACCCCUCGCAUGCACCACUCGCAUGCACCCCUCGCGUGCACCCCUCGCGUGCACCCCUCGCAUGCACCCCUCGCAUGCACCCCUCGCGUGCACCCCUCGCAUGUACCCCUCGCGUGCGCCCCUCGCUGCGCCCCUCGCGUGCACCCCUCGCGUGCGCCCCUCGCGUGCACCCCUCGCUUGCACCCGUCACAUGCGCCCCUCGCGUGCACCCCUCGCGUGCACCCCUCGCAUGCACCCCUCGCGUGCACACCUCGCAUGCACCCCUCGCGUGCACCCCUCGCGUGCGCCCCUCGCGUGCGCCCCUCGCGUGCACCCCUCGCGUGCGCCCUUCGCGUGCGCUCGCGUGCACCCCUCGCGUGCACCCCUCGCGUGCACCCCUCGCGUGCACCCCUCGCGUGCACCCCUCGCGUGCACCCCUCGCAUGCACCCCUCGCGUGCACCCCUCGCGUGCACACCUCGCGUGCGCCCCUCGCGUGCGCCCCUCGCGUGCACCCCUCGCGUGCACCCCUCGCGUGCAUCCCUCGCGUGCACCCCUCGCGUGCACCCCUCGCGUGCACCCCUCGCGUGCACCCCUCGCGUGCACCCCUCGCGUGCACCCCUCGCACCCCUCGCGUGCACCCCUCGCGUGCACCCCUCGCGCCCCUCGCGUGCGCCCCUCGCGUGCACCCCUCGCGUGCACCCCUCGCAUGCACCCCUCGCGUGCGCCCCUCGCGUGCACCCCUCGCGUGCACCCCUCGCGUGCACACCUCGCAUGCACCCCUCGCGUGCAACCCUCGCGUGCGCCGCUCGCGUGCACCCCUUGCGUGCACCCCUCGCGUGCACACCUCGCAUGCACCCCUCUCGUGCAACCCUCGCGUGCGCCGCUCGCGUGCACCCCUCGCAUGCACCCCUCGCGUGCACCCCUCGCGUGCACCCCUCGCGUGCACCCCCCGCAUGCACCCGUCGCGUGCGCCCCUCGCGUGCGCCGCUCGCGUGCACCCCUCGCGUGCACCCCUCGCGUGCACACCUCGCGUGCACCCCUCGCGUGCAACCCUCGCGUGCGCCCCUCGCGUGCACCCCUCGCGUGCACCCCUCGCGUGCGCCCCUCGCGUGCGUCCCUCGCGUGCACCCCUCGCAUGCCAGCCCAUCCACGCCAUUCCACUCCCCCUUGCAUGCACGGCUUCGCCUCAAACUGACAGCUUCCCUCCCCUCCCUCCAUCCUUUGCCUUUCACUCAUUUACCCGCCCUCUUGACCCUUCCACUUCCUUCUGGCUCCUGGUGUUGGGAGAGUUUGCCAACUUUGCAGCGUACGCCUUUGCCCCAGCCAUCCUCGUCACACCACUGGGCGCGCUCAGCAUCAUCAUCAGUGCCAUACUAGCGCACAUUUUGCUGGAUGAGAAGCUGCAUGUGCUGGGGUGGCUGGGGGCGACGCUGUGUGUGGUGGGAUCAAUCGCCAUCGUGCUGCACGCCCCGCAGGAGAUGGAGAUUGACAACGUCAAGCAGCUCUGGGCGCUCGCCACUGAGCCAGCCUUUGUGAGCUAUUCAGUGACGGCGCUGGCGAUGAGUGUGUUCCUCGUCUUUGUGUUGGCGCCGCGCUACGGCUCCACCAACGUCCUCGUCUACCUCGCCAUCUGCUCCCUGCUCGGAUCCAUCUCCGUGGCGAGCUGCAAGGCCCUAGGGAUUGCCGUGAAGCUGACCCUGUACGGUGACAACCAGCUCUUUUACCCCGAAACCACCUUCUUUGCCGUCGCCCUUGCCGCCUGUGCCGUCACACAAAUCAACUACCUCAACAAGUCACUAGACACGUUCAACACGGCAGUGGUGACGCCCAUCUACUACGUCAUGUUCACCACGCUCACCAUAGUGGCCUCGGUGAUAAUGUACAAGGACUGGGCGGGGCAGACGGGGGAGCAGGUGCUCAUGGAGUUCUGCGGCUUCCUCACCAUCCUCAUCGGCACCUACCUGCUCCACGCCACCAAGGACUUUGCUGGUGAUUCCUCCCGCCUGCACCUCUUCGACCCCUCAGCCCGAGCCACUCCUUCCAAGAACCCGGCAGCCCUCAAGGGGCACAUAGGGCUGGGCACCAUGCCUUCAGGGGGCUCCAAGGAUGAUAAAGACGACCUUGACCCCGAGGCCAAACCACUUCUGUGA
This is a messenger RNA of Closterium sp. Naga37s-1, 3204 nucleotides long. Lineage: Eukaryota; Viridiplantae; Streptophyta; Zygnematophyceae; Desmidiales; Closteriaceae. The record is from the annotation of a GenBank genome assembly.